AUGCGCGGUGCUGUCGUCGUGCGGUCGUCGGGCUGUCGUGCUGGUGCUGGUGCUGGUGCUGGUGCUGGUGCUGGUGCUGGUGCCGGUGCUGUCGAGCGCUCACGGCGGCCAAAAAGUGCGAGCGGCAAGCGCCGAGACGAGACGGGCAGAGGCGCGACCCCUGCUAGCCCCGUGUCCACCGUCCACGCGGGUGGCGGUAAACAAACAAAGUCACCGCUCUCGCGCCCACAUCGCUACGUCGCCGCAGAAGACUCGACUCGCCUGGGAGAACGUGCAGGCCUGCAUUUCUCGCGCGGACAGCGUCUGCAUACCACCCACCAGCUCCACACAGCCCUCGCCGCCAUGGCUCCUUCUCCGCGCAAACGCCUGCCGCCCGCGCCCUUCAACCAGACAUGGCACGAGACCGACGCAGCCCACCUCGACCCCAGCGCCCUGCCCGUCGCCCGGAUACCGCGCGGCUGGGAACGCAAGCGCCAGGUCAAGCAAGCCGGCGACGGCAAGGAAAAGAGCAUCUGGCGCAGGUUCAGCCUCCGCUCCACCGCCGCAGAGGCCGCCGGGCAGGACGAGCCGGAAGCGGACGAGCACGAGCACGAGCACGAGCACGAGCACGAUGCACGGUCGCGCGCUGUCAAGAGGAGGCAGAGGCUCAGCCCAAAGGCCAUGGAGAAGAUGCAGGGCACCAACCGCGCCUUCAAGGGAACGCGCUGGGACCGCCGAAAGAGCGUCCUUCCCCGCAAGAGGUCGGCGCAACCAACUGAGACCUUGCAUGAAGAACAGACCGACAGCGACGACACCCAAGACGCUGCAGACGCAGACAUGAGCCACGAGAGCCUGGCUGAGCCACCACACGGGCACCACGGCCCAACGUCCUUUGCCUUCGCCAUGGAAGCUGCACACACUGUCGACCAACUUCCAGAUUACGAGAGUCUCGACGACCAAGACGACCAAGACGACCAAGACGACCAAGACGACCAAGACGACCAAGACGACCAAGACGACCAAGACGACCAAGACGACCAAGACGACCAAGACGACCAAGACGACCAAGACGACCAAGACGACCAAGACGACCAAGACGACCAAGAAAACCAACAAGACCAAGAAGACCAAGAAGACCAAGACGACCAAGACGACGACCAGAAGUUGGGCAACAUACUCCCCGAGGACUCGACCUUUGCCCUCAUCUUCAGAUCCCCCGCCAAAAGCACCUCGGCCCCACCAUCGACUUCGCCAGCAAUGGUCGACUACCCCACCUUACCGCCCAGCGACCAAGCGACGGAAGGUCUGGCUGCCUCGGAAGCAGUCACGUCUGAGGUAAUCACGGCCACGUGGCCUACUGUCGAGACUGUGGUUGCUGAAGUCGUUGCCACCAUGUCAACUUCUACAGCGUACACAACAACCGAAACCUCACAGCCUGACGCCGAGACUGCGAACACAGUCGAAACAUCACACCAAGAAAGUCAUGAUGCUCAGCUUGAAGAUGCAGACGACAUCGUAUAUCCAGCGUUACCCCCUGACGAUUCUGAAGAGGCGCAACCAGAAGACAUCGAGGACGAAGACGUCGAUGCCAACAUGUCUGAGAUCCAGCUGGACACCUACUCAGCCUCUGUCCAGCUCGUCGAGACUACCAGGCCAGAACUCGAGACACCCCCGAACCUGCUCCAUCAGGCCUCCGCGGACGAAGAAUUCACCGAAGCCUCAAUGCAGCUGAACAUCCAGGAGGACUACGAGAGGGAGGGCGAACUCGCGUCACAGCCACCCACCCCGAAGCCUGCCGAGGAACGCAUGCCCGAUAUCACAGACGGCCUCACGCUCAGCUUCACGCCCGCAAAGGCUGCGUCGCGAGAACACACCCCCAAGAAACUGCACUCCCCACCCCCACCCCUGCGCAUCGACUCCGGCCCUGACGAUGCAACCAUGACGGUCGCGAUAGACGACGAUACCGCCAUCUUGAAGAGCUUCCUUAGCCGGGCAGCUGCUAGCAAGGCGGAGAGGUCGGCCAUCAUCACGCGGCGAGAGUCUCUUGAAAACCGACGCGACUCUGACAUUGUCCGCCAUGCCCUGGCAUCGCCUCGCAAAGCUCUCGAAGAAAAAGAUCCCAACUCGCCUUCCAAGGUCGACAGCGAAAUCACAUUCGACCUCGCCGCGACACCAGUGCUCAGCCCAGAAGUCGACGAGUCGGCGUCCCCCACGCCGGAACAGCUCGAAGUUGAAGACGGCACAGAUGCAAAGACGGGGCGGGGCUCGCGACGCUCUUCUCGCGCCAAAAAGUCUCGCCUCCCAGCUCCAGCUACGACCACCCAACCCCAGGCGUCCAACAAGAUCGCGAUCCGUCGCGCCGAUGGUUCUGAUCCUGUCGUUCUCAAGAAAACCGACGCCCAAGAACUCGCUCUCAUCACCAAGAACAACACGCGCAAGAACAAACAGGGCGCUUUCAUGGUCAGCCUGCGGCUGCUGAAACUCCAGGCCGAAGCUAUCCUCUCCCCCUCGACCCCUCUCGAUGACGAAACACCGCGCGACCCGGUACCUGGGAGAAGGGGGAUUCGUUGGGAUGAGACGCUGGCAUACUAUCAGGAGCAUGCCGAUACCAUUGCCGCGCAGCAAGCCGAGGCGGAGAGUCUGGCUACACCCGACGAACUGAGCAUACCCGUGGCAGUCAGCAAAAAAACAAAAGCAAAAACACCGACAGACAAGAACUCGACGCCCAAGAUUCGCAGAGUGAGGGGGCUGGGCACAGCAAAUGGUACGCCGGGCAAGGGCCUGCUCUCGACUGGGUCUUUGCUGUCGGAUGCUGUGCAUGAGGAACAAGCUGCUGCUAUUCUGCCCGCACCCGCACCCGCACCCGCGGCCAAGGGGAUACCCAAACCCAAGGUCGGCAAGAAACUACCGGUAGCAUCGACACCAGCCGACUCGAAGCUCGCGAUGCUUGAAGUUACGCCCGUUGGUCUUGAGCCUGUCAAAGAACGCAAAAGUCGGCUUGCGACGCCAAAGAGUGUUAGGCUACCCAAACCUAUCCCUGCUGCAGCCCCGGCCGCAGGAGCAGAGAAAGAAAAUACACGAACUGGCAUCAGCGGCGCCACGCCCAGGAAAGGCAUACCGGCCCCGAAGAUUGUAGCUCCGAAGACCAUGGUGCCUCCGACAGCGGUGGGAAGUAUGGGUGGGGAGAGUGGCCUACCAAGGAGAAGAGGGAGGAAGGUGUGA
Molecule: messenger RNA, 3201 nt
Organism: Ascochyta rabiei
Lineage: Eukaryota; Fungi; Ascomycota; Dothideomycetes; Pleosporales; Didymellaceae
Exons: 2
Coding region: 1-3201 (1066 amino acids)
Source: RefSeq, a predicted model, not a curated record